This is a messenger RNA of Paramuricea clavata, 10616 nucleotides long. The record is from the annotation of a GenBank genome assembly. NCBI's taxonomy places the organism in Eukaryota, Metazoa, Cnidaria, Anthozoa, Malacalcyonacea, Plexauridae.
CGGGCGAUGCUUGAUGUGAAUUUAUCUUGACAGACAAAGAUAUCUUAAAAACACUCAGCUAGAUCGCCAUAUUCAACAAUGAGCAGGCGAAAAAUAAAUAACACGUUUCCAGAAAGGCUGCUUGGUGAAAGAAUCCGAGAAUUAUCCUGGAAUAUGGAGAUUAACAACAGAUUUGAACGAAACAAUGAGUGUGUGGUUUUGUCAGAUACACCGUACGAUGUUAACAGGUUAGAUUGGCAAGGUUCUAGCACUGCAGUUCAAAAUGUUUAUUCAUCUGACGAUGAGAUGGACAAUAUUUUUUAUAAAUUAACGAUCUGUGAUGAAAUAUAUGUGAAUAAUUCAGUUGGUAUGCUUGGCUGCCUCUCUGGUAUGUUAGACUGCCUCCCGUCCACAGGCAAGUCAAGCAUUGAAGACACUAACAUUCUGAUUAAAGUGCACAAAACUGUGGAUGGUACUGAUAGUGCACAUUUUGAAACAGCUGAAGCAAAAGAUGCAAACAUGAUUGGUGGUAAACGAUUUCUGACUGUCGUUGCAACAUAUGAACAAAUUGACAGCUUGUCGUAUCUUUGUAAGAAGAGUGUUGUAGACCUUGUAGCCAACUUUGAUGAUCUUCAUAAUGAACAGUCACAAUGUAAAAUAAUGGUAUACUUGAACGAAGCAGGAUUUACUGCUGUUACCGUCCCCAGCGAAGACCCAUCAAUGGGGAAGUCUUACAAAUCUAUGAAGACUUUAAUGCAGUGGCUACAUGGUCCAUUGUUGCCUGACGUAGAAGCUCAACCAAGCAAACACUACGAUGACCAGAUUGAAGCUGUCUUCAGUACCUUAAAAAGCAAACACAACUGCCUUGCCAAAGCCUCAACAUCAGCUGCUGACGAUAUCUUGCCAUCUAACACAUUAAUUGACAUAAAUGAUCUUGAUCAACUUCAACAUCUGUCAUUGGUUCCAUUGUUACGUGGCUAUCAAAAGAGAGCUGUUCAUUGGAUGAUUGAACAAGAAACUGUUGAUACUAAAGCAUUUGCAAUGGGUAAUGAGUGGUUUAGAUAUAUGACAACAAGUGUAGUACAGACUAGACCAGCUCCAUUUAGCUGUUCGGAUAUUGGGUCAUACCAGAAAAGAUCCAUACCCCCCAUGGAGGAAAUCGAAAAUACCCCUCUCCGGAUGUCAAAGCCCAAAAUUACCCCCUCGCUUAUUUUGCUUACGUAAUUAUUGCUGUUACAUAAACGUUCCGUUUUUUAAGAGCUACAGUAUAGCCGAUAAAAAUUGUGUGCUUGCUAUAAUCUCCGAUCACAGCUUUAUCACAGUCUCAAACCUUUGGACAAACUUAUAUCCACAUUUCCUCUCCCCCCCUUCGGACAUCCCAAAGCCGGUUUUCCACUUCGCCCGUAUCGUAGCGAAACGUACUGGUGAGCAUGCGCAGAUUGAAAAGAGGUUUAUAAAACCACGUACUUCCGGUUGUAUAUUUCGUGUAUCAAAAUAAAAAGUUUGUCGCAAGUCAACUUUUUGGCGUACUACGGACGUACUAACCAAUCAACAUUCAUGAAAUUUUGAAAUUUAAAAACGUUUUUGAUAUGUUACGGUACGAUACGCUUGAAGUGGAAAACAGCCUUAAGACAUUUUUCCUCCCUCCCCUUUCGAACAGCAAAAAUUUCCUCCUUUGGGGGGUAUAUGGAUAUUUUCUGGAAUGACCCAUUCCGGAUUUUCAGAACAUUAAUAGAAUUGCAGCCUUCCUCUGAGGCAUUCACACAGGUCCAUAAAACCAAGUAUAAAAUGCAACUGCAAAGUAAAUGAGAUCUGCAAAGAUGCUAUUGUGUUAAUAUGGAAUGAUGAAUGUCUUGCAUACUACAUUCACCUUCAAAGACACAAUUCCUUCUCUCACUAAUUACUUGGAUAUUUCUUUAACUAAUGUAUUGUUGCAUUGCAACAAGCAAUAUCUUUGAAAGGGGAGAUGUGCUGAUCCUGAAAAAAUAUGAUUGGCCAAUGCAAUUCAUUGCCAGACUAUGAAUAUACGAUCUGCAUUUUUGGUUCAUUACUUACCAUCUUGACUCAUUGAGCACCACUGCUCUCCCCUUGUCAAGUAAAAUUGUCUGGUGUUAGACAGAGUAAAAUAAUAAACUACUGUAGUAAGUAUAGGACACAGUUGGGUUCACAGAAAGUAGCUCAUUUAAUUAAUCAUCUAUUUUAGAAAACAAGAUUCCUCAUCCUCUCUGGAAAACAAUGAAUCUCGGUGACAAGCAAGCAUGUUAUAAUCCACAUACUGGACGGUAAGAUAACCUUAUUUGCACAGUAUUACAGUAUUAGGGCCGCCAAGAGCUUGGCUGGGGCCCCGGGGCAAAUUUUUUUUGGGGGCUCCUAUUUCAAAAUUUUAUCCGGAAAAUUUUUUUUUUGGACAACAACCUUUUUCAGACAACUUUUUUCGAGAUUAGUUUGUACUGUUGUAAAUAGUUUUUAUGUACGUCUGUAUUUGUGUUGUCUUGGUGGGACUUAAUUGGGAACUUCUGUUCCGUUGUCCUGACCUUCGAUCUUAUUGUUUUUGCGGACAAGUGUGUUGUAAUUGCUUUCUAGCAACUUUACCUCAAUUUUUCAUACCAAAUUUCGGUACUUUGCCCAAAAAAACAAAUAUCUUGCCCUUUGCAUGGAAAUAUUUCACCCCAAAAAAUGACUGGGGCCCAACAAAAAAUUUCUAGGGGCCCCCAGAACAUGGGGGCCCGGGGGCAAUUUACCCUGAGUGAAUUGCUGCAGAACAAUUAAUGAUGUAUGGUACUCACAUAAAAAAAACAUUGAGCCAAGAAUGAUUGAAAAGUACUGUAUAAAAUGUGCACAGUAUAAUAUUCAAUACUCAGAACUUACCAAGGUACAAACUGCCAAUUUAUGUUUGUUGUUUUUGUUUCAUGCACAUAAUAAGUAAAUAAAUAAUAAUAAAGACUUUAUUUACAGUAAACUGUUAAAAAUUGAGCAAUCUGCUGAUAUUAACGGGAGAACAGUGAUUACAAUUAUCAACGUUACACUUAUUUUAUAUAUACAGUACAAUACAAACAUGUAUACUAUAUUCCUAUACACAACAAAUACAUAUGAGACUUAUUGUCAACAGUGGUGCCUAAAUUACUUUGAAUUUGUACUUGAGUAAAAGUAGAAGUAAUUGACAAUAAAAUGACUUGAGUAAGAGUAAAAAGUACUGGAAGCAAAACGUACUUAAGUAAAAAGUACAAAGUAUCCUUAAAAAAUACUUGAAGUACAAAGUAAAAGUAAAAGUACUAUUGUCUGUAGCGUGUAGAGGGGGAGGGGGACUUCUCCAUUGAUGGGAUUGAGAUACAAAAAAUACAAAACAGCACACGCAUUAUAAAUAUGCAUUAUUUCACAGCAUGGUCUACUUUCCAGACCCCGUUGAAGAUAUAAGAAAUCUAUUAAAUAAAUAAUACUUAUAAGUAAGACACAAACGAGAGAUCCCAGACGCAUGUAGAGGUCCUAUUACCUAUCCCAAAAUUAAAAUAAAUCACACAAAAAUAAACAAAAGUUAAAAAGUAACAAAAUACUUCGCCACACAAUGAAAAUAAAGUUACUUCUUAAAGUAAGUAAAACGUUACUUCUUAAAACAACUUCGUUCCAAGUAAAAGUACUCCAGAAAAAGUUUACUUUGUUACAUGCGGACUUAUCAAAAAUAGUACUUGAGUACAGUAAUGAAGUACAUUUACUUCGUUACUUGACACCACUGAUUGUCAAGUUCUAAAAGAUGCAUAUAAACAGUAUGUUUAAAUUUUGAGAAGGAUAUCAUUUCUCUAAUAUUUAAAGUUAAAGAGUCUUUUACACCAGCAUACUUAAAUGUUGAUUGACCUAUUGCACUGUUCACCUUCGGAAGAUCAAGCAGCAUCUUAUCCCUCAGGUCUCUGUUGUGCAUGCAACGUCUGAAUUUGAACGUAUCUCAGUCUAUUAAGUUUAAGAUACACUAUCUUGAAAAUACCUAAGAUGCAAUGUCAGAAGCUUUAGUUCGCUCAUGCGCAUCUCUUGAGAACAUUUUCGCCUCCCUUGGUGAAGGAUAAUCCUCAAAGCACGAUUCUCCAGUUUCUUGACCCACCUCGUUCGAAUUGUUCCGCACUUUUAUGGUCAGCAUGAAAAAAUUGGAUAAUUCAAAAAUUUUAGUCCUACUUCACUGGUACUCCAAUAUGAUCAUUGCCGCAUACUUGAACUUGAUCUAGACAAAUAUUUCAUCACAGCUUGAAAGAGCAUCACAAAAUUAGUAAUAUUCCAAAGUUUCGUUGCGAAAUGUUGUAAAAUGCGGAAAAUAUAACCUUUUGAAAUUUUCAGUCAUUUUAGAUUACAAACGGGAAAUUGAUGCCCCAACACCCGAUUGGGCUGUCAAUUUCCCGUGCGUAUAAUACAAAAUGACUGAAAAACGGCAAACUUCGCUAUAUUAUCCGCAUUUUACAACAUUUCGUAACAAAACUUUGGAAUUUUACUAAUUUUGUGAUGCUCUUUCAAGCUGUGAUGAAAUAUUUGUCUAGAUCAAAAUUUAGUCUAUAAUGCAAAUGGUCCAUUGCCUCCAACAUUCUAUAGUCCCAUAUUGUACACCCAGGCCAUCCGUCCAGUCAUAUUUCAUGCCAGGAUAUCUCAGACUUGCACAGUUAUGCUAUGCCCUCACCAUAUGGGCUUAUGCUCUGUGGCACUGCCAGGUUUUUUUUCUGGAGGAGGGGGGAAAACUGACAAUUUGUGGGGUCUACUUCUAGGGGUCUGGGGGCAUGCUUCCCCAGAAAAUAAUUUAAUUUUGGGUCUCUGGAACAGCAUUUCCUGCAUUGUUAAGCACCUGGCAAAAAUGUGAACGUCUUAAAAUGACCUUUUAACGGUGUGAGCAAAGGCUUGAUUCAUCGGGUUUGAACAAAUCUAAAACUACAUUUUGAAGAGCACCCCCUUGGUAAGAGCAUUGUUUAUGUCCUGAUGCCCAUGCAUGCUUUGCACAUGACUCAAGGAUUAUUUUGUACAUCAUGAAUAGGUACAUCGGAUAAUGUGUACGUGGAUGUUUAUCAGCAGGAAGUGGAAGAACUAGUGAAUGAAAAGACAUAGUCUGAGUUACGAGGUUUUAUCCUACAGUAUAACCAAAACAUUGUGUGAUAAUAAAGGUCAAGACUAUAGUCAUAUAAUCACUGCAGGCGGCACGAAUAAAUAAACUUUAUUUGGUAUUAUCCUGUAGUCAAAGAAUUUCGUUAUAUUAUUCAUUGAGUUUUUUAAACAUCCAUCUAUACUCUAUAGUCUUAAAAUUCCGGUGCUAUAGUCACAUGCAUGCCUCAACUCAGCUCUGAGCACACUCCUUAUCAAGCAUGCGAGCAUUUGGCUCCUCUUGUCAAGCUGUGUGAUUUGCAGCAUUUAUGGAAAAAGUGCAAAUAUGUAACCUGUAAAUGUGUACUGUGAAUUACAGAUAAAUAAUGACACUGAAAAUCGCGCUGUGCGUGUGAGGAUUUAACCGAUUAGUGCGCAAGACUCUCCUCUUGACGAGUAAAAUUAUCUGGUAUUAGAUAGAAUCAAAUAGUAAAGUCGGGUGCAUUUGAGCGCGUUGCAACCAUUGGACUACAGUAUAAGUAAACUGAACUCCUAUGAUGAAGUCCUAUGAUUCAUUAGCCUUCCAGUACAACCAUUGAACUAUAAGUAAGCUGAACUCCUAUGAUGAAGGCCUAUGAUUCAUUAGCCUUCCAGUGUACUUAUAGUUCAAUGGUUGCAACUCAUUGGCUUCUUUCUGACAAAAUAAGUUGAUACAUGUUUUGUUGCAGAUUAUGCAAAGAUCCAGUUUACCAUCAAGGUUAUCCCUCUGGCGGUAUAUUAGCUGAUGAAAUGGGGCUUGGAAAAACUGUCGAGGUCCUUGCUUGUAUCUUAAAUAAUCCGAGACAAUCGGGAACCAAGAUCAGUGAGUCAAAUGAAGAGAUAUUGCAAACUGAGUCAAAUACUAACUCUCCCAGUGAUUCUCCCAGUAGCUCGAUGUCUGUUAGCGAUGAAAAAGAGACGUUGGUGACGUAUUCCAGUCGUAAUGAAGUCAAGGUUUGUGAGAACAAUCCGAGUUCACCUAAAACAACUGAAGAACAUCAUGUUGCCGAAGUAACCAAACGUCAUUUGCCGCUUGAUUCUGAUCAACAUGGAAAGAAGGCAAGAAUGGAAUCUUGCAAUAUUUCACCUCCUAAUGAACUAGUAUCAGUUACAAGAAAUGUCAUUCAACCUGAUGUCUUCAACAAACCUCCUUUGCCGUGUGAUUCUGACCAGCACGGAAAGAAGGCAAGAACGGAAAGCUGCGAUGUUUCGUCACCACCUCCUAAUGGCAAUGAACCAGUAUCAGUUACAAGAAAUGUCGUCCAACCCAAUGUCUUCAACAAAUCUCCUUUGCCAUCUGAUUCUGACCAACACGAGAAGAAGGAAUCCCGCGAUGUUUCUUCACCAAAUCCUAAUGAACCAUCAUCAGUUGUGAAAAAUGUCGUUCAACCGAAUGUCUUCAACAACUCUCCUUUACCGUCUGAUUCUGUGAUCUCCAAUAUCAUUGUAGGCGAAGAAAAGAUGGACUGUGAUACUUCAAAAGCAAGUAAAGAUAACGUAAUUUCUGAUCGUUUUCAAGAAGUGAAGAUUGAAGUUCAGCCAGAGAGCAAGUCACCAACGGUUGAGAAAGAGAAAACUCUAAGAUGCAUUUGUGGCAAAAGUAAAGCAGAUCCCAAGGAAGAAGUUCUGACUUGCACAAACUGUUAUCUUUGCCAACAUCCUCAGUGUAUUGGAUUGAAGAAGAACACUGAUGAGGACUAUGUAUGUCCUGAUUGUUCUGUGAAGAUGGUAAGUGGCUUUGAUGGUAAGAUGAAGCUGUUGCCACACUCAUAACAAUGUUCAAAUGUAUGUUUUCUUUUGCAGCCAUUACUGGAGUCUAACACAACUCUCAUUGUAUCCCCGGUUACAAUUGCACAUCAAUGGCUUGAUGAAAUCCAUCGUCACAUAUUGCCUGGCUCUCUUAAUGUUAUGGUACGUUAUACAAUAUGUAUUGUGUAGUUAUUUAUACACCAGGCGGAAAUCUUAAACCUGGAUGAGACCAGGAUGAGAGUUAACGCGACCUUGGUCGGCUAUUCUUAAUGCUUUCCCAACACGAUCAUGUAUUGGAACACUCAUCAAACCGUUAUUUUGUUUCGAGCUUGAAAUGUCCCGCAUAACAACGUGUGACUGCCAACUCUUAUCAACUCUCACCCUUAUCCCAGCAAGUAAUUUUUUUCCAUACGUAUUGUAGCUGACGUUUUGCUGUAUAUGAAGAUGUUGUACUGAAGAUGUUUUACUGUAUACAGCAAAACGUUAGCUAAUAAAAUUUCAUGAAAUAUGUAUGGUAUAAAAAUUAUUUGCUGGGCUUUUAUUCAUUUUGAAACUAUGUAUUGUGUACAUACUGUAUGUACUGUCGAGGUGCACCGGAACUCGCUUUCGGCUGGUUAGUUAGGGUUUCAGCCACGAGUGAUGAAAAAAGCAUGACCAGAACCCUGUCUUCAUUAGGAAAAAGAAUGUAAAGAUCAUUUACUGAUGAACAUCGACCAAAUAAUUGGUCACAUUACUGACAUUAUUUGAAAUACAUACUACCAUAGACAUGUAUAGAGCGUUUGCUCUCAUUCCCCAGGGACCAACUCAACAAAAGCCAUGGCCGCCAUGUUGGUGUUCCAGACAAAAGAGUCUAAAUAAAAUUAUUUUGAAUUGAAACACCAACAUGGCGACUGUGACGUCAUGUGCAAACGCUCUAUUCCAACUUUUAAAGUUGACAAAUUAAGUAACAUACAAUCAGAAACGGUUAAAUAUGUAAUGUAACUCGGUUCCGGCCGGAUUUUUUCCAGCUCCAGUUUCGGCCGGAACUUAAAAUAAUAAUGGUUCCAGUGCUCCCCUAUACGUAACAUGAACAUACUGUAAUGUAUGUGACAGUAAACCAUUCUACAGUAAUGUGCUGGAGUGUGGGAGGACGUUUCUGAAAUUUAUUUCAUAUGCUGAAAUUGAAAUUACAAAUAACUAAUUAGCAUUUCGUGCGCUUGGUGUAUGUGCCAUUUUUGAGGUACUGCCUCUUCCACGUCUGAGAGCGUACACACCGCGAAAUGCGAGUUUUAUCACUGUAGUUGUGUGUGGUAAAUCUACAGUAACAACUUUGAAAAGUCGCUUUUCACAUUGCUUGCGAUUGACUCUUACCGAUGGAAUUUUAAUCAUUUAUAGACCCUCCGCUUGGGGGAUUCGGCGAUAAUAUUUCGCCGAAUUUCACCAAUCACCCGAGCGAUAUGAUUGAUUGAAAUCACCUGUUACGUCAAAUACGAUGACGUAAGGCGUGAUUCGAUGGUAAAUUUUAUGCUCACUUGGCAGAAACUUAGCUUUUUGAUUGGACACUUUGAAUUUGAGGUAUAAUAUUACUGGAUAGCUCAGGAGUUGAGUCUCUCAACAUUGUAUUGUUUUAUUUAAUGUAUCUCUAAUAUUAACUUGUCGAAUAUUUGUAGAUUUAUGAAGGAGUGGCUAAACAAGGUUUUGUCUACCCCUCUGUCCUGGCUGAUAAUGACAUCAUUCUCACAACUUAUGAAGUGCUUAAAAGAGACUUCCAUCACUUGCCUUCCAAAAAAGGUACAUACCCUGUAUAUUGAUUUACUCUGCUUGUACAUAAGUUGGUCAUGUAUCUCCAUGAAACUGCAUGUUCUGCAAAUUAUUGUGUCUUUAGCAGUUGAAGGGAUUGAUAUAUAGCAAAUUCUAAAUAUUGAUACGGUGAUACAGUAAUAUAAGAUAAAUAAGGAAAAACUGUUGUACUGUAUGAAGUUAUUGUUUAACGUGAGGAUUGUUUAAUGAAAAAUGUUUUUACUCUAGAUAACCACAAUUACCGCCGUCCUAAGAGAUAUGCAACAUGGCCAUGUCCACUGACGUGCAUUAAAUUUUGGAGGGUAAGUUUUUAGUUUUCAUUCAUAUAGACAAUGACAGAGGUUUGCGAUUCUGAUCAGCGCGAGCCUUCGCCUCAGGCGAUGAUGAUUGUGAUACAUGUACGUUUACACUGUUUACACUGCCAUCGAAUGAAAGCUUGGCUUUAGCCCAUGGCUAGGCUAAGAAAGCUAGGUGAGCCCAGAUUUUGUGGCCUUGGUCGAACCGAGGUAGACCAAAGUUGUUUCUGUUACAGUAUCGAAAUGUAGGCCAAAGCAAGGCUCAAGCCAGGUCAAGAUUCUCAGUGUAAACAUGGCUUCAAAAGCCGGCUUAUUGUUCGCUGCUUUUGAUUUAACGGCUGGUAAAAAUCUAUCCCAGAAAUUGUUCCCUUUACUUAGUGGUCCGCCUUGUCUUACGAAUCUUGCUUUUUCCAAAGUUUCUUAAUUAUUGGCAGUGAAACUUCUCGAAGCUCUUCAAAAGCUCGUAACGCGCUCGAACAACUAUCGCAUUCAGCAAGAAACAACCGUAAUUCUUCCGUUGAACAAAAAUAUCGAACUACUCCACGCCUCUCCGUGAACAACUGAACAUGUUACCUCUUACGGCACUUACAGUAUAGUGGCUACAAUGCACUUUGCUACAUCGUGUGCAUUCCACAAAUGUUCAUCGUAUUAUAUUAAAUCAAUUUAGAUUUGCCUCGAUGAAGCCCAAAUGGUGGAAAACACCACCGCUAAGGUAUAGUUUAUUCUCUGGUACGAAACGUUCACAUGUAGCCAGACAAAUCAUUAAUGCAGAUGUAUGUCGAUUUUUUCAAAUUCACUUUUUAGACGACAGAAACGGCAUUGAACCUUUCAGCUGUCCACAGGUGGUGUAUAACAGGAACACCCAUUCAGAAGACUAUUGAUGGUAAAUAUAGAGCAAAACACUGCACAGUUGAGGAAUUACAGGAUUACUGUAUAAUGACCUGAAAUAUACUCAAUAUAACGUAGCCCGUUAUAUAUACUGUUAAGUUUGAGUCAAAUUUUGAUCCAUCAUCAUUGGACGUUUUUCAAGGAGAGGUGAAUGAAUUUUCAAGAGAGGUGGAAAGAAUCUUAGGGAAAAUGCAAAGCUAUCUCAGGGGAGGUGCGCACCUCCCCACGCCUCAAAAUCCGGCUGGUGCAACGUACACCGCGAGUACUCGGUUUUCUCACAUGAGUCUACUGUGUACUAGUCUCUUACCCACAAGAUGUUAACGGUUUUUGUAGAUGGAAAUUUCUAGCGAAAAUACUGUAUAUAUACAAUUAACUGUUUGGGUUGCGAGUUGGAUGUCCCCAGAAAAGACAUUUGGGCGUCUUGUCCAUGCAUGAAUACUACUGUAUAUGGCAAUUUCAUAACUUGUUCAUCCCUACUUUUUGAAGCUUCAUUUCGACCUAUACUCUAUGUAUGCAUGACAUCCGUGAUGUUUUAGCAGACCAUAACGAAUGUACUUUGAAUAAUCCAUUUACUUUCAUCGAUAAUUUGCUUGCAAUUUUUCUAGACCUUCAUGGCUUAUUCCUGUUUCUUGGUGUUGAACCAUACUACAGAAAAACAUGGUGGAAAAAGUUGCUGUACGAACCAUUCAUGAGAGGAAACUCAAAACCUCUCAGUGAUGUUCUUUAUAAUGUUAUGUGGAGAACAGCUAAGAAAGAUGUCAUUGACGAGGUAUGUUGAAUGUUUGUGUCCAACCAAACCGGGUUUUAGUAUAGAUUUCAGCAUGAUACAUAGAAUUGCAG